This is a messenger RNA of Paralichthys olivaceus (Japanese flounder), 1536 nucleotides long. The record is from RefSeq and is a predicted model, not a curated record. NCBI's taxonomy places the organism in Eukaryota, Metazoa, Chordata, Actinopteri, Pleuronectiformes, Paralichthyidae.
CAGGACUGUUAUGCAGUUGUUCAGGGUGGAGCAGAGGAGACCAAAGCACUUCUGCAGAACCGCUUUGACCACAUCCUUUACACAGGUUCUCAGAAUGUGGCACGCAGUAUCCUGCAGGCAGCUGCAGUCCACUUGACUCCAGUGACCUUGGAGCUGGGUGGCAAGUGCCCGUGCCUCAUAUAUGGUCAGGUGAACCUCGCAGCUACUGCUCGCCGCUUGGUGUGGGCAAAGUAUUUCAACUCUGGCCAGAGUUGCGUAGCGCCGGACUACGUGCUGUGUUCACCGGCUGCACGGGACGCCCUGCUUCCUGAACUGCGUAUAGCCAUAAAGGAUUUCUAUGGCGAGGAGCCUCAAGCCUGUCCCGACCUGUCCCGCAUCGUGUCCCUCCGACACUGGACGCAUGUGAUGGAACUGCUCGGGAGGUCCAAAGGCAAAGUUGUUGUGGGAGGAGAGAGCGACCAGGAGGACAAGUACAUAGCUCCCACAGUGGUUGUGGACGUGGCUGAAGACGAUGCCCUAAUGCAGGAGGAGAUUUUUGGCCCCGUUAUGCCCAUCCUGUGCAUCGACUCUCUGGAGGAAGGCAUUGCCCUAAUCAACCGUAAAGAGAAGCCAUUGGCUCUCUAUGUUUUCUCUGAAGAAUCAUCUGUGGUAACCACCGUGCUGGAAAACACCAGCAGCGGCGGAUUCUGCUCUAAUGACGGGAUUCUACACAUGACCCUGCCCAGUCUGCCCUUUGGAGGUGUAGGUGCCAGUGGUUGGGGCAGUUACCAUGGCCGCUGGGGCUUUGAGACAUUCAGCCACAGACGGGCGUGCAUGCUGCGUGGCUGGGGUCUGGAGAAACUCAACGGCCUGCGUUACCCACCUUACAGUGAAAGAAAACUGAGCUGGCUGCGCUGGAGCGCCUCACCCAAGAGCAUCUGCUCACUAAUGUGAAAACAAGCAGGCUGACUGCGUGUGUGUGAGAAGAUUUUAUACCAUGAGAGCAAGAGUGAGUGCUGGGGAACUUAGUGCAGAGGAUUAAUCAUUCUGUUUUAAACCUGUGUUUGGAUGCUUGUGUGUAUUAACAUAUUCAGGCAUUAUUGUCAAUUCACACUUAACACCUUUCAAUGAGUUUCUCUUAAACAGCCACUUUAAUGUUUUGUCUUCUUGUCACUGAAUAUAAUUUUGUAUCUGUAGUGUUUUUAUUCUACACUGUACGUUUGUCUUGAUUGUAAAAUUCCUACCUUUUCUAACUGGGUUCUUUCUGUCACAUUCUUCACUUUUUCUAAAGUCAUGUGUUCUAGUUUAUAUACAUUAAAAAAAAGGACAGUUCCUAAAUGAUGAAACCCUUUUAUUUGUUAUAUGUCAGGGAUUUAACUUCCUGCUCAGUUUUUCAUGUUCUUGCACUGAAAUCUUGGAGUGGUGAGGUGGAUUUACACGGUUUUAACAACAUUUAGUUUCUCUUCUGUAGUUUUGGUCUUUUGAUUGAUUGCUCUGUUUUUAUAAUAAUACAUGAAAUGAUGUAAAUAAAUUGGAAAAUUUACUUUUAUUACCAAA